This is a messenger RNA of Penicillium pulvis, 1071 nucleotides long. Its product is annotated as Eisosome component PIL1/LSP1 family protein. Gene Ontology annotation, biological process: negative regulation of protein kinase activity; endocytosis; eisosome assembly. The coding region runs from base 1 to 1071 and encodes 356 amino acids. Gene Ontology annotation, molecular function: lipid binding. Lineage: Eukaryota; Fungi; Ascomycota; Eurotiomycetes; Eurotiales; Aspergillaceae. Gene Ontology annotation, cellular component: eisosome filament; plasma membrane. The record is from RefSeq and is a predicted model, not a curated record. The transcript has 4 exons.
AUGACGUCAGACAGCCACCGGGACUGGACUUCCUGGUGCACCGGAACAGCAAGCUACGGUGGAUUAAGUUGGGCGCAUCGUCAUCUAUGGGAAGGCGCUCUCCUGCAUAUAACUUGUGCCAGGCCUUUCGCUCCUGUUAAGAACCUAGCAUCAUUUUCAUACAAAAUGAACCGCACAAUCUCCAUCCGUUCUCGCCGCGACCGCGAGCCAGCGAGCAACCGUCACCGCUUCAGCAUCGCAACAUUCCGCGGCCUCCAACAGCCCGAGCUAAGCAAGCGUUUAUCCAAACUAAUCAAAUCGGAGAACAGCGCAAUCGGUGCCCAUGAAGCUGCCGGUCGCGAGCGUGGUUCUAUCGCUGCUCAGCUCUCAGAGUGGGGCGAGUCUACCGAGGACGAUGCCAUCUCCGAUAUCUCGGACAAGCUAGGCGUCAUGCUUGCAGAGAUGGGCGAGCAGGAGGAUGUCUUUGCGCAGAACCUGGAGGAUUACCGGGGUGUUCUGAAGCAUAUUCGCAAUAUGGAGGCUUCUGUUCAGCCAAGCCGGGACCAGCGACAGAAGGUUACGGAUGAAAUUGCGAAGCUGAAGUAUAAGGAUCCGAACAGCCCGCGGAUUGUUACACUGGAGCAUGAGCUUGUUAGGGCCGAGGCACAGAGCUUGGUCGCUGAGGCGCAGUUGUCGAAUACGACCCGAACAAAGCUUAAGGAAGCCUUUGACAUCCACACUGCCGCUGUCAUUGAGCGUGCUGAGAAACAGAUCAUUCUUGCUCGCCAUACCCGCCGCUUGCUUAACUUCAUCGAUGACAGCCCCGUUGUCCCCGGUGACUCUCGUCGGGCUUACGACAAUGAGUUCGAAGCACGCGCAGUUCUCGAGGAUGCGGAGGCUGACCUUCGCGCAUGGCACUCUACCGUUGAGCCCAUUACUUCUUCUGCUGAUGUACAGGCCAAUGGACACGCCGACCACGUGCAGGAUGACGCCGAGUCAGUAUUGACCAACGGUGGUGUUGAUACUACCGGCCCCCCUGAGGAUAUCUCGUCCUCGAAGGAGCUGGAGGAGCCUGCUGUGCUGGCUUCUUAA